GCAGCGCGCGGCUCCCCCCCCUCCCGCCAUUGUGCCGGGGAGCGCGUGCGGCGGCGGCGGGCUCGGGGCCAUAGACACGGCGGGGCUAGAGGAGACGAGAGAGGGGCGGGCGGCGGCCUAGAGCGUCGCACCCGCCGCGGAGUACACCGCAAGUCCGCCAAGGCAGCCUCAAGCAGCUCCCUCGGUUCCGCGCCCGGACAAAGCCGCCGCCGCUGCCGCCGCCCCGCCCCGCCGCGGAGCCAUGUCGGCCAGCAGCCUCCUGGAGCAGAGACCCAAGGGCCAAGGCAGCAAAGUGCAAAACGGAGCCGUGCACCAGAAGGAUGGGUUAAAUGAUGAUGACUUUGAGCCCUACCUGAGCCCCCAGGCGCGGCCGAAUAAUGCAUACACUGCAAUGUCUGAUUCCUACUUACCAAACUACUACAGUCCUUCCAUCGGAUUCUCCUACUCCUUAGGUGAAGCUGCCUGGUCUACGGGGGGUGACCCACCCAUGCCCUACCUAACCUCUUACGGACAGCUGAGCAAUGGGGAGCCUCACUUCCUCCCAGAUGCAAUGUUUGGGCAGCCAGGGGCUCUUGGCAGCACUCCAUUUCUUGGGCAGCACGGCUUUAACUUCUUUCCAAGUGGGAUUGACUUUUCGGCUUGGGGGAAUAACAGUUCUCAGGGACAAUCCACUCAAAGCUCUGGCUAUAGCAGCAAUUACGCCUAUGCCCCGAGCUCGCUGGGGGGAGCCAUGAUUGACGGGCAGUCAGCUUUUGCUAAUGAGACUCUGAACAAGGCUCCUGGCAUGAACACCAUCGACCAAGGGAUGGCAGCUCUGAAGCUGGGCAGCACAGACGUUGCAAGCAGCGUCCCCAAAGUCGUGGGUUCUGCUGUCGGGAGCGGAUCUAUCACCAGUAAUAUCGUGGCAUCCAACAGUUUGCCUCCGGCUACGAUCGCUCCUCCAAAGCCAACCUCCUGGGCUGACAUCGCCAGCAAACCAGCUAAGCAGCAGCCCAAGCUGAAGACCAAGAACGGCAUCGCUGGUUCAAGCCUUCCACCGCCUCCAAUAAAACAUAACAUGGAUAUUGGAACUUGGGAUAACAAAGGCCCGGUGGCAAAAGCCCCGUCGCAGGCCUUAGUUCCCAAUAUGGCUCAGCAGCCAGCCCAGGUGUCCCCCCAGCCCGUGGGGCAGCAGAUCACCCCCAGCCCACCAGUGGCACCGGCCUGCAGUGGGCAGCAGCCCCAGCCCCUGCCUGUGCCGCAGCCUCAGCUGCCGGUGCCGCCGCCGGCGGCUCAGCCCACCCGCUGGGUCGCCCCUCGGAACCGUGGCAGUGGCUUUGGUCAGAACGGGGUGGACGGUAACGGUGUGGGACAGUCUCAGGCCACUUCUGGUUCUGCUCCUUCUGAACCUCACCCGGUUUUGGAGAAGUUGAGGUCCAUCAACAACUACAACCCCAAGGAUUUUGACUGGAACCCAAAACACGGCCGGGUUUUCAUCAUUAAGAGUUACUCGGAGGACGAUAUCCACCGCUCCAUUAAAUACAACAUCUGGUGCAGCACAGAGCACGGCAACAAGAGACUGGAUGCUGCCUAUCGCUCCAUGAACGGGAAGGGCCCCGUUUACUUACUGUUCAGUGUCAACGGUAGUGGUCACUUCUGCGGAGUAGCAGAAAUGAAAUCUGCUGUGGACUACAACACGUGUGCGGGUGUGUGGUCCCAGGACAAGUGGAAGGGACGUUUUGAUGUCAGGUGGAUUUUUGUGAAGGACGUUCCCAACAGCCAACUGCGGCACAUCCGCCUAGAGAACAACGAGAACAAACCAGUGACCAACUCCAGGGACACUCAGGAGGUGCCUCUGGAAAAGGCUAAGCAGGUGUUGAAAAUCAUUGCUACCUACAAGCACACCACCUCCAUCUUCGAUGACUUCUCACACUAUGAGAAACGCCAGGAGGAGGAGGAAAAUGUUAAAAAGGAACGCCAAGGCCGGGUCAAGUAAAGGGCCGUUGCCUCCCCCAGAGACUGCAGCAGAGAUUGCAUCCCAGCUACCUGUCAGAGAGAGAAAGAAUGAGCAAAACAGAGCCCAGAGAGAAUUAGGACUUUUUUGUUUUGUCUUAAUUUCAUUGACUUCAAAAAGACUCUUUCCAAACUUUCAGUUGAAAAGGAAAAAAAACAAAAAAAAAACCACAAAAAAAAAAAAAACACAUUGGAAUUUCACCAGACAUAGGACUUAAAAAGAAAAAAAAACACAAAAAGGACAAAAAAAAUCCCUUCUAGGUAGAGUAGAGGUAAAAACCUGUCCCUUUUCUUUUGGCUUUGGUUGUGAUUUCCAAGCAUCCGCUUUGGGUUUUGUCUUUUUACUAUGUUGUUUUGGGGUUUUCAAGGCCAGAAGUGGCGUCUGCCUUUUGGUUUCCUCUCUCAUUUUUAAGCCCCGACGCUUCCCUUCCACCCCCUUUGCGCCUCCUUCCCCUGGUUCUGACAUUUGCACUUGGGACACCAGUUGGAACAUCCACCGCUGCGAGUGGAAUAACGUUUGUUCUUUCUUUUCCCCCCAUCCCAACCCUGGCCUGGAAGAGGAGGAAUCCAGCAAGGAAGUCGGGGGUUUGGCCUAAGAAGAAUUGAAGAGCAAUUGUCCACGAGGUUGUGUCUUAAAGGUGGUUCAUUUUCUCCUUUGUUACUCAAAAGUCAAGUCUUCGGAGUCCUCAGCAAUGUUCUGUUCUUGUGCAUUAUACAGAUGAAGUCUGGAUUACUUUGAGUUUUGGAAGCUGAGACCAGUGGUAAAAACUUGUUUUGGUUACAGGAAAAUGAAUUUUGGACACACACAAAAGCAGAAGAACUAUUGUAAACUGUGUAGUGAAAUCUGUUCCUUGAGUUUCUUGUUCAGCCGAUGAGGAAUGGGCAUUGCCUUUCUUUUCACCAUUAAUCACUUCUCAAUAAUAAACGUGAGAUCCUGUUGAGCAUCA
Strigops habroptila (Kakapo) is the source of this 2939-nucleotide messenger RNA. RefSeq names its product YTH N6-methyladenosine RNA binding protein 2 (gene YTHDF2). The record is from RefSeq and is a predicted model, not a curated record. Gene Ontology annotation, molecular function: mRNA binding; N6-methyladenosine-containing RNA reader activity. Gene Ontology annotation, biological process: mRNA destabilization. The transcript has 5 exons. The coding region runs from base 242 to 1975 and encodes 577 amino acids. Gene Ontology annotation, cellular component: cytoplasm. NCBI's taxonomy places the organism in Eukaryota, Metazoa, Chordata, Aves, Psittaciformes, Psittacidae.